AUGAGCGCGGCUCCCCUGGUGGGCUACAGCAGCAGCGGCUCCGAGGAUGAGGAUGAGGCCGAGGCCGAGGUGGAGGCCGGGGAUCAGGCCGGGCCGGGGGCUGGAGGCCGCCCUCGGCUCCAGAGCGCCCUCCCCAGCCAGAGGUGGCCAGUGCCGGACAGUGUGCUGCACAUGUUCCCCGGCUCCGAGGAGGCCCCUGAGGACGACAGCGCAAAGCACGGGGGCCGGGUGCGCACUUUCCCCCACGAGCGGGGCAACUGGGCCACCCACGUCUACGUUCCAUAUGAAGCCGGGGAGGAGUUCCCGGACCUGCUGGACGCACUGCUGCCCCACGCGCAGACCUACGUGCCCCGGCUGGUGCGGAUGGAGGCCUUCCACCUCAGCCUGUCCCAGAGCGUGGUCCUGCGGCACCACUGGAUCCUGCCCUUCGUGCAGGCUUUGAAAGAGCGUGUGGCCGCCCGCCCAAAAUUCUGCUUUAUAGCCGACCGGGUAAAGAUUUAUACCAACGAAGAGAAAACCAGGACCUUCGUUGGGCUGGAGGUGACCUCCGGCCACGCCCAGUUCCUGGACCUGGUGUCCGAGAUAGACAGAGUCAUGGAGGAAUUUGACCUCACCACGUUCUACAAGGACCCCUCCUUCCACAUCAGCCUGGCCUGGUGCGUGGGCGAUGCUCGUCUCCAGCUGGAAGGCCAGUGCCUGAGGGAGCUGCAGGAGAUCGUGGACGCGUUUGAAGACUCGGAGCUGCUGUUGCGGGCGCACGCCGAGCAGCCAGGUGCCUGGGGAGACUCCGGCAGAUGUUUCACGUUGGCCUCGCCCGUGGCUCCCGGCCAGGCCUCCAACGCUCGGCCGUGA
Pipistrellus nathusii (Nathusius's pipistrelle) is the source of this 852-nucleotide messenger RNA. The record is from the annotation of a GenBank genome assembly. Lineage: Eukaryota; Metazoa; Chordata; Mammalia; Chiroptera; Vespertilionidae.